AUGUGGGACCAAUGGCGAGCACCUACAGGCAAAGAAUUUCCAGGGACGGCUUACGCCGCGAGCCCGAAUGGUUGGAUGGAAACAGAGAUUUUCACUAACUAUUUCAAGAAGACCCUUAUUCCAGCUCUUGGCAGUGAACGACCUAUGUUAGUGCUAUAUGACGGUCAUGCCACACAUUUUUCUGUUGAUCUUGUGGAAACAGCGAUGGCCAAUGACAUAACUAUUCUUAAAAUUCCAGCGCACACCAGCCAUCGUCUGCAGCCAUUGGAUGUUUCUGUCUUUAAAUCCUUUAAAGAAAAUUGGGAUCAAACAGUAACAAAAUGGCAACGGCAGCAUAUUGGGCAGAGAUUGCCUAAAUCUUUAUUCUCUCAAUAUUUAGGGGAAACUUGGAUUAAAGUUUCCGAAAGUUGUAUAGCCAAUGGGUUUAGCAAGGCUGGAAUUUAUCCUUUUAACCCCAACAUAAUUCCUAGAGAUCAUUUUUCCAAAGAAUCCCUGGAACGCUGGGAAAUCUCGCAAGUAAUGGCCAAUCCUAUGCCAUCAGCAUGUAGCCUUCCUUCGAUCUCGUCUUCUCGAGAGAAUUUCUCGGAAGAAGCCCUGGAAAACAGAGAUAAUUUGCAAGUUUCUUCGAUUUCAUCGAUGACUGAUGAAAGCCAACGAACAUCUGACAAAAGCAACUUAGAACACACUUCAAUAGAAGGCAUAAUUCUAUCUACUAUCCAUCAAAAACGUUUACCACCGAAGGAAAGGAAACGGAAAGUUGCAUCAGGCGCUCAGGUCAUUACUUCUCAUGAAAUUCUUGAAGUUCUACUAAAAGAUGCAGAAGAGAAGAAAACUAAGAUCAAAAAAGCCAAAAGAAAGACAAAUAAAGAAAAGAAAAAUAAAAAAAGAGCAGACAGCGAUAGUACAGAUUUGGAAUCGGAAAUUUCUUAUGCUGAGUCGGGAGAAAGUGAUUUUCCUGAAUACUUGCAAGGAAAUGAUCCGCUGUGUUCUAGAGAAGAUGAUAUAUUACCUUUUGCGGGGGAAGAACUACAAUUACUAGAGCAAAAAGAUCCGAUGGAUAUUGAAGAAAAUUCAGACAAAGAAAAUUUAGAUGAGGGAAAUUUAAACAGCAUCAGGAAGAAUGAUUUAGAUAUAUCUUUACAUACAGGCAAAUGGGUGAUAGUGAAAUACUCCUUAAAGAGGUCAAAUAAAUAUUAUGUAGGUAUCAUAAAAGACAAAAUCGACGAUUGCUGGGAAGUUCAAUAUGUAAGACGGGGCAAAAAAAGCUUUCAUAUGGCUGGAGGUUCAAGAUUUUGA
This is a messenger RNA of Parnassius apollo (apollo), 1296 nucleotides long. The record is from the annotation of a GenBank genome assembly. NCBI's taxonomy places the organism in Eukaryota, Metazoa, Arthropoda, Insecta, Lepidoptera, Papilionidae.